CCCAGCCCGGACCAUGUGGGAGCCUCAGGGUGCUGAGGCGUUCGCGGCGGCCCUCGGAGGCGCCCUCUUCCUGCUGCUCUUCGCGCUGGGGGUCCGCCAGCUGCUGAAGCAGAGACGGCCGUCGGGCUUCCCCCCGGGACCGUCGGGGCUGCCAUUUAUCGGCAACAUCUACUCGCUGGGCGCCUCGGCCGAGCUCCCCCACGUCUACAUGAAAAAGCAGAGCCAGGUGUACGGCGAGAUCUUCAGUUUGGAUCUUGGAGGUAUAUCAGCUGUGGUUCUAAAUGGCUAUGAUGUAGUAAAGGAAUGCCUUGUUCAUCAAAGUGAAAUUUUUGCAGACAGACCAUGCCUUCCUUUAUUCAUGAAGAUGACAAAAAUGGGAGGCUUACUCAAUUCCAGAUAUGGCCGAGGAUGGGUUGAUCACAGAAAAUUAGCUGUAAACAGCUUUCGCUGUUUUGGAUAUGGUCAAAAGUCUUUUGAAUCUAAAAUCUUAGAAGAAACCAAAUUUUUCAUUGAUGCUAUUGAAACAUACAAUGGUAGCCCUUUUGACUUUAAACAAUUAAUAACAAAUGCCGUUUCAAACAUAACCAAUCUGAUCAUUUUUGGAGAACGAUUCACUUACGAAGACACUGAUUUUCAGCACAUGAUUGAGUUAUUUAGUGAAAAUGUGGAACUAGCCACCAACGCCGCAGUCUUCCUCUAUAAUGCCUUUCCAUGGAUUGGCAUCUUACCUUUUGGAAAACAUCAACAACUGUUUAGAAAUGCAGCUGUGGUCUAUGACUUUCUCUCCAGGCUUAUUGAAAAAGCUUCCAUCAACAGAAAACCUCAGUUACCUCAGCAUUUUGUUGAUGCUUAUUUAGAUGAGAUGGAUCAAGGUAAAAAUGACCCAUCAUCUACUUUCUCCAAAGAAAACCUGAUUUUCUCUGUGGGUGAACUCAUCAUUGCUGGAACUGAAACUACAACCAAUGUGCUACGGUGGGCAAUUCUUUUCAUGGCCCUUUAUCCUAACAUUCAAGGACAAGUUCAGAAAGAGAUUGAUUUAAUUAUAGGACCCAGUGGGACACCUUCUUGGGAUGACAAAUGCAAAAUGCCUUAUACCGAGGCAGUUUUACAUGAAGUUUUAAGAUUCUGUAAUAUAGUGCCGUUAGGGAUUUUCCAUGCAACCUCUGAGGAUGCAGUUGUACGUGGUUAUUCCAUUCCUAAAGGCACAACAGUAAUUACAAAUCUUUAUUCUGUACACUUUGAUGAAAAGUAUUGGAGAGACCCAGAAAUAUUCUAUCCAGACCGAUUUCUGGACAGCAAUGGAUAUUUUGCCAAGAAGGAAGCUUUUGUUCCCUUUUCCCUAGGGAGAAGACAUUGUCUUGGAGAACAGCUGGCUCGGAUGGAAAUGUUCCUGUUUUUUACAACAUUGCUUCAGCGAUUUCACUUGCAUUUUCCAAAUGAACUGGUUCCAAAUCUGAAGCCCAGGUUAGGCAUGACGUUGCAACCCCAGCCCUACCUCAUCUGUGCAGAAAGACGCUGAAUGUGCCUGGAUGUUUCGUGGAACAAGGUGUUUGCCUCACCCCUGACCCUUGUUUAGACACUGUGUGUGUUUGUAUAAGAAUCACAGCAUCAUAAAAACCAAAUGAGGCUUCCCUGGUGGCGCAGUGGUUGGGAGUCUGCCUGCCAGUGCAGGGGACACGGGUUCGGGCCCUGGUCUGGGAGGAUCCCACAUGCCGCGGAGCAACUAGGCCCGUGAGCCACAACUGCUGAGCCUGCGCGUCUGGAGCCUGUGCUCCGCAACAAGAGAGGCCGCGAUGGUGAGAGGCCCGCGCAUCGCGAUGAAGAGUGGCCCCCGCUUGCCGCAACUAGGGAAAGCCCUCGCACAGAAACGAAGACCCAACACAGCCAAAAAUAAAUAAUAAAUAAAUAAAUUAAAAAAAAAAAAACCAAAUGAACACAGAUGUGUCUUUAAAAACUGUAAUAAUAGCAUUAGCUAUUAUUUUUUCCAACCUUUUAUGACAUAAGGUAGAAUUAUCUGAGGAAAACAGAGGUACAAAUGACAGUUGUUGCUUAAGAUACUAAGAAGGGCCAUCGAUGCCCUGACUUUUCAGCCUGUUGUUGAGCACCAGGUACCCCUCAUCCCUUCUUGACUCCAAUUUGCUCCUGUCUGGGCUCUUUGCUUCCAAAUGUCAAUGCCAGCUCAUUUCUGAUCAGCUAUUGCCGUUAAUAGAUUGUGUGGUACUAGUCCAGUUUAAUAGUGGACUAAAGAAGAAAUUAGAACCCAAAUAAAUGAGUUUGGACUACAGAGGUAUUUUAGACAUGGUGGCAAAUGAUAGAAUAGAUAGCUAUACAGUAUAUUUAAUGUAAAACCUGCCAGUGCUUUCAAAUCUUGCUUCCUACUAUAGCUUCAUAAGAGUUGCGGCAUCAUUCUUCCUACAAAUGAGGGUCCCUGUGACCCUCAUAGCAGCAGUUAAGUAGAUAGGAAAUUACAAUAAGGUAUUUAAAAAUGACACAUAACUUUCUUUUUCUUUUUCUUUUUUUUGGGGGGCCACCGUGCAGCUUGUAGAAACUUAGUUCUCUGACCAGGGAUUGAACCCAGGCCCUCUGCAGUGAAAGCACCGAGUCCUAACCACUGAACCACCAGGGAAUUCCUGACACAUGCCUAUUCUUUGUAGGCACAGACUUUUUCCCUAGUACCAUUUUUUUUCCAAAACUAGUCACAGGGCUUAAAGAUUGAAUCCUUUUACCUUUUCGAGGUCUCUAGGCAUUUCCUUGGAUUACUGUUACUUUUCUAAAAAGAAUACUCUUCAAAUCCAAAAAACAUGCUUUAGAGGCAAGGUAACUGCAUAAAUUGGGACACUUGAGAAUGAUGGGCUUCUAUUAAUAAUUAUACCGUAAAAUAAGUGUAAACUCUGACUGUCCUGAUCAAACUGGUAUGUAUAGUCACCCAUUUAUACCUUUUUUUAAGCAAUAUUUCUUCUACAGUUGUACAUUAAGGGUUCAUGCUCUUGUAACGUAGCUCAUGAAUAGUCACAGCCUCAGAGUAAGUGCACAUAACAAUGAUUUCUGUUAGGAAUAUGAAUUUAACCUUAGUUUGACUUUAUCUGUUGAAUAUUUUCAGGUGUAUGUGUGAUAAAUCAGGAGUCUUUGCAUCUCUGAUAUAUUAAGAUGUUUCUAGUUGCAAGGGGGAAAAGGUCCUGUGCAAAUUUACAAAAUAAUAAAGGAGAAAUUCAGAGGUAGCAAGGCAGUUUUAGGGUAGGUAUGACCUAGAUGCUUCAUGCUGUAAUCAAGAUCCUGUUUCUUCACAUCCCUCAAGUUUGCUUUCCAGAUGAUAUCAGCUUUAUCUUAAGGCUGGCUCAUGGAAGUACAUGUGUUUUGCCCACGUCCUUUCAAGACAUUGAGCUUGGAUUGUUUUUGGGAGAGCAAGGGAGCUUUUCAGAUGUUCUCCCCAAACUGUUCUUUGUGUCCCAUAGGUCCUAACCAAGUUAUGUGUCCAUCCAUUAAAACUAUGUCUUGUGAACAUGGAAGCAGCCCAAGUGCCCCUUAACAGAUGAUUGGAUUAAGAAGAUGUGGUAUAUAUACACAAUGGAAUAUUAGUCAUAAGAAAGAAUGAAAUUCUGCCUUUUGCAGCAACAUGGAUGGACCUAGAGAAUAUUAUGCUUAGUAAAAGAAGUCAGAGAAAGAUAAAUACUGUAUGAUAUCACUUAUAUGUGGAAUCUAAAAAAGAAAAAAAAAGAAUGUAUAUGCACAACAGAUGCACAGAUAGAGAACACAAAUUUGUGGUUACCAAAGGGGAGAGGGGAGUGAGGAGAGACAAAUUAGGGGUGUGGGAUUAACAAACUACUGUGUAUAAAAUAAAUAAGUAAAUAAGCAACAAAGACAUACUGUAUAGCACAGGGAAUUAUAGCCAUUAUCAUAUAGUAACUUAAAAUGGAGUUAUAUAAUGCAAAAGUACUGAAUCACUAUGCUAUACACCUAAAACUAAUAUAAUAUUGUAAAUCAACUAUACUUCAAUUAAAAAAAAAAAAUGUGAGUGGGAUUAUCGUUCCCUUAUGCCUGACUAUUAGAGCCAGUGAUGGAGCUGGCUUCGCUCAAAGUACAUGUGUUACAUAGUGUUAGUAUAGUUACCUAAACAAAAAUAAGGAGAGUUAUGAAAAGAAGAGGAACUCUUGACUAGAAGACUAAUUACAGUGUCUAUCUCACUGCCCUCUGACCACUUACUAAGCCAAGCAACUUUCUAACCUACCCCCCUGACUCUUGUUAAUUAUACUCACUCAAGUUGUUCCUUGGUCUUUGCUCUUCCUUUGACACAGGAAAUGUCCUAUCCCUGGGCCUCCUACUUACUGUCAUAUCGCAUAUGUUGAAAUCUACAGACUGAGGGUUCUGUGGGCUUUGGUGGUCUUACUGAGCAAAGCCAUGUAAGUGACCUAGAGUAGUUAUAAUCAAAAUUGAGGAAGCCUUAUUUUGCUCUGGUAUACUACCACUAUUUCUUCUAGGAUGAUUAAGAACUCCAUCAACCUACACAGAAUGGAAAACAUGCUAUUUACUUUCUUUACCUUGCAUCUAAGGAAAUGUUAUAUUUUUCCCUAAUCAAGUUAAUGCCAACCUGAUAAGUCAUUUAAGUAUGUAGAUUCAUAACUGGUUAAUGGUAGAAGAGGUUUACUGUCACUUGAUGUGCUCAUUUUAUAGCCAAGGAAGUAGGGGUUCAGACAGGGAAAUGAUUCCUCUAGUUCAUAGUAGAGGCAUGGCCCUCUUUCACCUCAUAUAUGUAUAUUUUUUAUCCAAACUGUGUUUAUUGGGAUGGUUCCCCGUUCAUCUUGAUUCACAGUGCUUUUAGUGCUUCCAUUUGAAGGAGCAUCCUUUUGUAAGCCUUGCUUUUCCUCCUAUGGGCUGGCAGAGACAGUAGAGCAGCCAACACACAAAACUAACAUUUGUGCAUGGCUAAAGAUGGUGAUUUUACAACAUCUUGGGCAUUUCACAUUCAUGAAGUAAGAACUGGGGCUCUGCAUCAGGCGCUUCUGCUUGUGUUUCUUCUUCUCUUCUGAAGAGGGAUGAAGGAGCUCCUUUGCGAAUGCAUGUUCUUGUGGGGAGGUCAUCACCACUGGAAAGGCCAUCUCUUAGUCUUUUUACUCACACCCAAUAAUUUAUACUAUGCUUUACAAUUUAUAAGGUUGUUUCCAUACUGUCAACUCUUGACAGUUUGGAGCCAAUUAACUGGUAAAAUAAAAU
Molecule: messenger RNA, 5208 nt
Organism: Balaenoptera acutorostrata (minke whale)
Lineage: Eukaryota; Metazoa; Chordata; Mammalia; Artiodactyla; Balaenopteridae
Product: vitamin D 25-hydroxylase
Exons: 5
Coding region: 14-1519 (501 amino acids)
Biological process (GO): xenobiotic metabolic process
Cellular component (GO): intracellular membrane-bounded organelle; cytoplasm
Molecular function (GO): heme binding; oxidoreductase activity, acting on paired donors, with incorporation or reduction of molecular oxygen, reduced flavin or flavoprotein as one donor, and incorporation of one atom of oxygen; iron ion binding
Source: RefSeq, a predicted model, not a curated record